Limanda limanda (common dab) is the source of this 615-nucleotide messenger RNA. It is a transcript of the gene gh1, whose product is annotated as growth hormone 1. Lineage: Eukaryota; Metazoa; Chordata; Actinopteri; Pleuronectiformes; Pleuronectidae. The record is from RefSeq and is a predicted model, not a curated record. Gene Ontology annotation, cellular component: extracellular region. Bases 1 to 615 code for a protein of 204 amino acids. Gene Ontology annotation, molecular function: growth hormone receptor binding; growth hormone activity. Gene Ontology annotation, biological process: response to nutrient levels; positive regulation of receptor signaling pathway via JAK-STAT; growth hormone receptor signaling pathway. The transcript is spliced from 6 exons.
AUGAACAGAGUCAUCCUCCUGCUGUCAGUCAUGUGUGUGGGCGUGUCCUCUCAGCCAAUCACAGAGAACCAGCGUCUGUUCUCGAUCGCAGUUGGUCGAGUUCAGUAUCUUCACCUGGUUGCUAAGAAACUCUUCAGUGACUUCGAGAACUCUCUUCAGUUGGAGGAUCAACGUCAACUCAACAAAAUCUUUUUACAAGAUUUUUGUCAUUCUGAUUAUUUCUUGAGUCCGAUCGACAAACACGAGACACAACGCAGCUCAGUUUUGAAGCUGUUAUCGAUCUCUUAUCGAUUGAUUGAGUCCUGGGAGUUUUCCAGUCGCUUCCUGGUCGCAGGUUUCGCUGUGAGGACCCAGGUUACGUCCAAACUGUCGGAGCUGAAGACGGGACUCAUGAAGCUGAUAGAGGCCAAUCAGGACGGAGCAGGUGGAUUCUCUGAGAGCUCGGUGAUCCAGCUCACGCCGUACGGAAACUACUACCAGAGCGUCGGAGUCGAUGAGUCAUUCAGACGAAACUACGAACUGUUCGCCUGCUUUAAAAAGGAUAUGCACAAGGUGGAGACGUAUCUGACCGUGGCCAAAUGCCGACUCUCUCCAGAAGCCAACUGCACCCUGUAG